Messenger RNA from Entrophospora candida, 365 nucleotides. The record is from the annotation of a GenBank genome assembly. NCBI's taxonomy places the organism in Eukaryota, Fungi, Glomeromycota, Glomeromycetes, Entrophosporales, Entrophosporaceae.
AUUCAAGCGUAUCAAAACGUGGUCGUGGUCGUAGACAUGAUCGUGACUGGACUCCUUUGAUUGAUGUUCGUGAAGGUGAAAAAGAAUUCACUAUUACUACUGAAUUACCGGGUCUUACUAAGGAACAAAUAGAUAUUGGCAUUAAUGAUGAUGUUUUAACAAUCAAGGGCGAAACUAAACAAAGCCAAGAGCAUAAAGAGGGUACAACCCAUAUCCAAGAACGCCGUUGGGGUAAAUUUGAGCGUUCGCUUUCACUUCCCAAUAAUGUGAAAACUGAGGAUAUUGAUGCUAAAUUUGAAGAUGGCGUUCUUGAAUUAAAACUUCCAAAAAUUGAACCUAUCGGCAAAAAGAUUAGCAUUCAAUAA